AUGUCGCGAAGACCGACAGACGUAGCGUCCAAAGAGCGCAACGAAUAUAUCCCGUCCUUUAUCUCGAAAAAGCCGUUCUACGUCGAUGACGAAUCGUCUGCCAACGACUACCUCGAGCAUCAACGUCUACAGAAGUCCAAAGAGGGCCAGUCACAAUGGUACGAGAGAGGCAAGCGAGCAGGACCUGCGGCGACGAAAUACCGGAAAGGAGCCUGCGAGAACUGCGGAGCGAUGACCCACAAGACAAAAGAUUGCUUAAGCAGACCUCGAAAGCUCGGCGCCAAGUGGACUGGGAAAGAUAUCCAGGCCGAUGAAGUGAUUCAAAAGGUAGAAAUGGGCUGGGAUGCAAAACGGGAUCGUUGGAACGGCUACGAUGCUAGAGAAUAUAGGAACGUCGUACACGAAUAUGAAGAACUGGAGACACUUAAACGACGAGCUAAAGAUGCGUCAGAAGAUCGAAAGUCAGAUCCCGGUAAUGACGAGGAUGAGGAUGAUGUCGACGGUGUAGGUGAAGCUAAAUAUGCUGAGGAGUCGGAUAUGGGAAGGAAACAAAGCACAGCAACUCGGAAUCUACGAAUUCGAGAAGAUACAGCGAAAUACUUACUGAACUUGGAUCUUGACUCUGCCAAGUAUGACCCGAAGACACGCUCGAUGGUCGACAUGGGCGCACAGUUUGAUAAAGCCGCCGCGCUCGUCGCCGAAGAAAACUUUAUGCGGGCAUCGGGUGAUGCCGCUGAAUUUGAAAAGGCGCAACGAUACGCUUGGGAAACACAGGAGCGUGGCGAUGCAGAUAGACAACAUUUGCAGGCAAACCCAACGCAGGGGGAAUUCUAUAGGAAGAAGCAGAAGGAAGAAACGGAUGCCAAAAAAGCAGCACAAAAGAAAGCGUUACUGGAUAAGUAUGGCGGGGCAGAAUUCUUACAACCUGGAUUAUUGCACCAAGCUGCUGUUACUGAAAAUGAGCGAUUUGUGGAAUACGACGAAACUGGCGCCAUCAAAGGGGAGCCAAAAACGGCUGUGAAGUCGAAAUACAAGGAAGAUGUACUGAUCAACAAUCAUACCUCAGUCUGGGGCAGUUGGUGGUCUAAUUUCAAAUGGGGUUAUGCGUGCUGCCAUUCUAUUGUGAAAAAUAGCUACUGCACGGGAGAAGAAGGCAAGACUGCUUUCGCGGAAGCUGAGACGAUGCUUUUGAAAGAGCUUGAGAACGCUGCUACCGAAGCACCUGCUAUAGCGGCCACCGAUAGAAAAGACGACAAGUCUAUGACCACGACCUUAGGGAAGCGGACACUACAUGAGCUUCAGCAAGGUGUGACCGAGGAAGAGCUUGAAAGCUAUAAAAGAUCUCGACAUGUUGCUGACGACCCCAUGGCUGCAUAUCUCGGAAAGGAUAAACUGGUUACUUGA
Messenger RNA from Uncinocarpus reesii 1704, 1404 nucleotides. RefSeq lists its product as uncharacterized. Bases 1 to 1404 code for a protein of 467 amino acids. The record is from RefSeq and is a predicted model, not a curated record. Gene Ontology annotation, molecular function: pre-mRNA 3'-splice site binding. Gene Ontology annotation, cellular component: spliceosomal complex. The transcript has a single exon. Gene Ontology annotation, biological process: mRNA splicing, via spliceosome. NCBI's taxonomy places the organism in Eukaryota, Fungi, Ascomycota, Eurotiomycetes, Onygenales, Onygenaceae.